GAGGGGCAAGAUGCGGGGAAGACAGGUCAAUAAUCCUGGGAACGACCUUGGCAACAAUGUGCCUGUGCCGGAUCUAAUGCCUAUUGUGGCAAUAGUCUCCUGCCCACAUCCUGCCCACAUGGGGUGUAAAAUGUCGUCAGUUGUGCCAAGCUAAGGCCACCAUACACUGGGGAAAAGGGGGUAAGAGGCGCUCAAGGAACCCCGACCAGCCCGACCCCAACCAGCUCCAAGUCUGUCCAAGUCCUAGGUAGGCUGUAGGUUUCCAGGUACUGUCCAGGUCCAUAAGUAGAACCGCACGUCUGACAAUCUGGGCGAUCCUUCACAUACCUACACUAACCUAGAGCAGACCCAGAGCAGACCCAGAGUCUCUGCCCAGAGCUAAUCCCAUCAGCUGAUCGACCUCGCUGACGGUAGUGAUGGUGAUGGUGAUGAUGCUGAUGCUGAUGUGCCGAUAUAUCGAACGAAGUAGACUGCGCUACACUAUUCUCAGUAUAGUACCUUCACCUAGAUUUUCAGUCAAGAGCCGAGAGCCGUGCGUUUGAUGUGCAGUGUAGGUACAUACAUUAUAUGGACACUAUUAUUAGUUAGCUGUACUUACUCUACCCCAGAUAUAUGCCUUCAUCGCUUCGAGAGUGGAUGGUGGAACCAUAGUACAGUACUGAAUAUGUAUGAUCUAGACCCUAAAGUGAAUGGCUCUCAGCCGAUAUUCUUCUUGGCUACAUUGCAUUUUAACAAUUGCAGCACAGGCAGGCUGGGGCAUUUGUAUCGUUUGUCUCGUACACAUGUAUAUGUAUGUAGUUGAAACUGUCUAUAGGGGUUGUGACUAGCUCUCCCAAUUCAUAGAAGUUAUGAUAUUUCUACUAUGUAAUUCGUCAGUCGGUGGCUAUUGGAAGUCGGCGAUCUGCAGAUCCGGUACUAGCAACUCGGCCGAGAUAGUUGCCCGUAGGCUUUGCCAUGAUCUAACCCAGAGCCGCGGCUAAGUUCCGAACAACCUGUCGUGACGACCACGAUUCUCAUGAUAUACACAUAUAUAUCUGGGGAAUUCGAGAAGUUGACUAUGGGUAGUACAUACGCUACCUAGAAGAGAAUACAGAUAAUCACAGCCAGCAGUUUCUGAUUAGUAGCAUGACACCCUAAUCAGCUAGUGUGAUGAGGCGAAGUGUCUAGCUCGGCCUCUAUUCGGCUACCUACAUGAUGGUGUAUGUACGG
Molecule: messenger RNA, 1209 nt
Organism: Xylaria bambusicola
Lineage: Eukaryota; Fungi; Ascomycota; Sordariomycetes; Xylariales; Xylariaceae
Exons: 1
Source: RefSeq, a predicted model, not a curated record